AUGGAUGCAGACCUUAUGGUCAGCAGCAGCAAUGACCCCAUGCAUCCCUGCUACAUUUCAGCUAAUGACACUUACAUGUUUCCAAAUAACCCCUCUGUCAUAUGUGUAUCUUUGUACAUUUUCUUUGGAUUACUGUCUGUAAUCACCGUCUGUGGAAACUUUCUUGUAAUAUUUUCCAUCAUUUACUUCAGACAGCUUCACUCUCCUACCAACUUCCUCAUUCUCUCUCUUGCUGUCGCCGACCUGCUUGUCGGGGUCUUGGUGUUCCCCUUCAGCAUGGCGAUCACCGUGACUUCAUGCAUGCACUACGAGAGUUUGCUCUGCAAAAUACGCGACAGCUUUGACGUCACAAUGUGCACGUCCUCUAUUCUCAACCUGUGCUGCAUCUCCAUAGACAGAUACCAUGCGGUGUGCGAGCCCCUGACGUACAGGACGAAAAUAAACGCUCGGGUAACCGGGGCGAUGAUCCUGUUCAGCUGGGGCGUCUCUGUUCUAAUAGGAAUCGGCAUCAUUGUUGCGGGAUUCAGCCAAGGCGCAUGUGAGGACACAUGCUCCGUUGAUAUCAUAGUGGCCAACACUCUGGGACCCGUUUUCUCCUUUUACCUUCCGGCAGUCAUAAUGCUCUGCAUUUACUUUAAGAUUUUUCUGGUUGCUCAGAGACAACUGAACAGCAUCCAGAGCACAAACGGCCAGAGCGUGAAGUCUGGAGCAACGGCGAGCAGAACGGAGAGGAAGGCCACCAAAACCCUGGCAAUUGUGAUGGGAGUGUUUCUUUUGUGUCUCACUCCCUACUUUAUCUGCGUCGUCUUCCAGCCGUUAUACUACAACCCACCACCACUUCCUGUGAUAGAAACACUGAACUGGCUCACGCUGUCAAAUUCAAUGCUGAAUCCUUUGAUUUAUGCCUUCUUUUACAGCUGGUUCCGGUCAGCUUUCAGGAUGGUCGUCUCAGGAAAGAUAUUCCGCAGCGAUUCAGCCAACUCCAGAUUAUUUUGA
This is a messenger RNA of Poeciliopsis prolifica (blackstripe livebearer), 996 nucleotides long. RefSeq names its product trace amine-associated receptor 1-like. Gene Ontology annotation, biological process: G protein-coupled receptor signaling pathway. The coding region runs from base 1 to 996 and encodes 331 amino acids. Gene Ontology annotation, molecular function: trace-amine receptor activity. The record is from RefSeq and is a predicted model, not a curated record. NCBI's taxonomy places the organism in Eukaryota, Metazoa, Chordata, Actinopteri, Cyprinodontiformes, Poeciliidae. The transcript has a single exon. Gene Ontology annotation, cellular component: membrane.